Messenger RNA from Culex pipiens pallens (northern house mosquito), 10257 nucleotides. RefSeq names its product unconventional myosin-XVIIIa (gene Mhcl). The record is from RefSeq and is a predicted model, not a curated record. Gene Ontology annotation, cellular component: myosin complex. NCBI's taxonomy places the organism in Eukaryota, Metazoa, Arthropoda, Insecta, Diptera, Culicidae. The transcript has 21 exons. Gene Ontology annotation, molecular function: ATP binding; cytoskeletal motor activity; protein binding. Bases 690 to 10073 code for a protein of 3127 amino acids.
GCCAGUCUAGCACUUUAGUUUAGUUUAGUGGCAGAUGUGAUGAAUAGAACACCUCCGUCGGACGGGUGUCGUGAAAAGUUCGUAUUUGUUUUUACUAUUUGGCCCGUUUGUCGGAAGUUUUCGCGAAUACUCGAGUGCGUACCAGAAAAAUAUUUGUCGAUGAAUCCGGAAUACUAAAUGGUCGUCGUCGGUCGCGAUGACCAUCGCCGCCGGAGGAAGAUUGAAAGUGGUGAUGUGACACUGUUUUGGACUGAGGAAUUAGGGGUGUGUGUAUGUGUGUAAGGGUACGGUUAUCUAUCGAUGACCAGUUGGGCGUAAAAUUGGAAAAAAAGUUAUUCGUAAACAAGAGAAGAAAGUUGCAUUCGAUUGCCAACCUCGGGCCUGGCUUAUAUUAGUUUUCGCGAGAGAGUUAUAGCAAAGUGACCGAAAUAAAGAACGAAAUCAGGGGGUUUAAAUUUGUGAUAAAUUAUGAUUAAUGUUUCGUUAAGCUCAGUGUUGAUGAAUUUCCACAAGAAUCACAACGUUAUGUGAGUGCUUUCGGGCUGUGGAAAACCUUACAAGAAAAAGUGAUCAUCUGUUUUAAACCAAGUUCAGAGUGUGACCUCCCUCGGCAGAAAAGAAAAGGAAGAAGACGAAGAAAAGAGGCGUCGUCUUUGUCGGCGAUCAUCUGAUAAGGCGUCGCUGCCAGUAUGUUCAACUUCAUGAAGAAGGGCGUGGGGGUGGGUGAUGACCGCGAUGAGAAGGAACGCCGGAAGCGGGAGAAAAAGAUGCGGAAGGAGGGCAAAGGGACCGGCGUGUCCGGGAGCAUGAGCACAGAGGAGUUGCUGCGUCUGGACGAGGUGCGAAGAUCGCUAAAGAUUCGCGGCCGUCGGAAAGAGAAGGAAAAGCUGCCCAGCGGAAUCACGGCCGAUUACAGUGCGUCUUUUUUCGCCCAGCUGGACGUGGACCGCGAGCAGGACCGGGGCAACGAAGAGGUGGUUGCUCUGGCCAACACCACCACCUACAUAGACAGUAACGGCGAAAUGGUCGAACGGGUCUCGUUUACAACCGCGAACGUGUCACAGUCGGACAGCUCGGAAACGUCUAUGAACUCCGUUACCGUGAACCAGACAAAAGUACUUCCACCGGUUCCGCCACGCCCCCCGAAACGUGGCAUUCUUAAAGGAUCCCGCCUGAACCUGAACGAGUCGGGUUCCGACGGAGGCGGUUCGAUGGACUCCAAGUCAGUAUUAAUGAGGAACACGCUGCAGAACGAACGCAUCACGUACUCCCAACAGUCGCGUCACUCCGCCGAAAACCUCAGAUUUGCUGGAGAGAUGAGCCCCAUCAACGCAAACCAUCUGCACGUGGCGACCUCUCCCUCGCCUAGCGCGGACAGCCUCACCGACACAACGAAUUCCUCCUUUGCCACACCGCCGUUCUCGAUGAGUCCGGUCGGAGAGUCCCAGGGCUCGUACCGAUGGUCCCGAGUGCAGGCCUUUGAAGACGUCAGCUUGCCGCUUCCGGCGAUCAAGUUGGUCGAGCUGCCGCCGCCUCGAGUGCUGGUCAUCAAGCGCCAGAAGGCACCCCGUAAUGACUUCGGGUUCAGCUUACGGAAGGCGAUGGUGCUGGACCGCUCGUCGUCGCUGCUCUUCCCAACAUUCCGGCCGGUAAUUUUCGCCGAACCAAGUGCCAACAGUAACUCGUCGACCGGGUUGCUCCCGGGCGAUCGUCUACUCAAGGUAAACGAUCUCUCGGUGGAGGAACUCAGCCGGGAGACCAUCAUCGAAAUUAUCCGGAACAGCGGCGACAGUGUUACGGUUGAGGUACAACCGGUGGCGGAGUUGGUGGAAUUGUCGCGGCGCUGCAUGAACGUUUUGAACGAAACGGACCAGACGGAUCGAGCUGCACCGAUGGAUGUUAUGGACUGCAACACGUUACGUCGCAGCGCUAGCAAGCGAUUCAAGGGCGAGAUCAAGUCCAAUUUUCAAUGCAACGAAGACCAGGAAAAUGGUCACGAGUCUGGCGAAAAGGUGUGGCUCAUCCACCGAGGAGGUUUUACGGCGGCCUCCAAAUUGCCCCAAAGUAUUAUUUCCGACCCGGGCAAAACGCUGGUUCAGCUCGAGCACAAUGGCGAAAAUUUGAGCGUGGACGACGACGACGUUGAAAAGGCGAACCCGGAAUCGCUCGAUCUGGUGGAGGACAUCUGCCAGCUGAGGCACCUGAACGAGGCAUCCGUACUGCACGUUCUGCGGCAACGCUACGCGAGCAAUCUGAUCCACACGCGGGCUGGUCCGGUACUCAUGGUGGUCAAUCCGAUGGCACCGCUUUCGCUCUACUCGGAGAAGGUCGUGUCAAUGUUCCGCGGAUGUAAAACGGAAGAUAUGCCACCGCAUGUCUUUUCGCUGGCCCAGACCGCGUACCGGACAAUGCUGGAAACGCGUCGCGACCAAAGUCUUGUUUUUAUGGGCCGUUCCGGAUCGGGCAAAACCACCAGCUUUAAGCACGCCCUGUACUACUUGGCCUUAGCAGCAGGAUCGGCUAACAAAAUACUGACGGCAGAGCGGGUGAGUGCCAUGAACACGAUCCUGGAGGCGUUUGGCAACGCAAAGACGUGUCUCAACACGAACGCGACACGGUUCACGCAGAUUUUAAGCCUGGACUUUGACCACUGUGGCCAGAUUGCGUCCGCGUCGAUACAGAUACUGCUGUUGGAAAAGUCCCGCGCGGGGAGACGCACCAGCAAUGACCAUCACACGUUUCACGUCUUUGGAAGGCUGUUGGCCGGGGCUGAAGGCCACCUACAGAAGGAACUCUACCUGGAUAAUAUAAACUUUGACGAAGGCAACCUGUUUGUCACACUUCCAUCAAAGUUGGAAGAGAAACAGAACGCUUCGCUAGAUUUUGCUCGCUUACAGCAAGCAUUCAGCGUACUUAACGUGGAUCCAUCGUCCGUCAAAGCACUUUGGUUUGUGCUGGCAGCGAUAUUCCACCUGGGCAGUGCAAAUUGUUCAAUUGUCGGAACAGGUUCUACUGCCCGGAUUCAGUUUGCCAAUCCAUCAGCAGCAAGGAAAGCUUCUAACCUGCUUGGCAUUUCGAUGGACGACCUAACGACGGCUGCAUUCUCGAAUGCAACUUCCAAGUCGAAUCCAGCUUCACCAACCAAAUCUGGCGCGUCGCCAACCUCGGAGCAGCAGGACUUGGCCGCAGCGGCUUUGGAUAGUUUGGAAGGAUUCGUGAUUGGUUUGUACUCUGAAGUUGUGGCAGCUGCCAUAGCCCUGGUCAACAAAGCCAUUAGCACUACCAGCAACACGAUAGCUUCAAUCCUUCUCAUUGAUACGCCUGGCUUCCAGAACCCGGCCAGUUGCGGACAGCAAACUGGAGCUUCCUUGUCGGAUCUGAGACACAACUAUCUGCAAGAACGAUUACAGCUGCUUUUCCAUCACGUAACGCUAGUCGCUCCACGAAAUCGAUACGCACAGGAAUUGGUUGAAAUAAACGCCGGUUUUAGCCACGAUUCUAAUCCAGGACCACUUGUUAACCUUCUCGAUAAAGCACCCCAAAGCCAUGUCGUGCGAACUUCCCAGAAUAAUCUACGCGAUCAAGACAAACGAGGUCUUCUUUGGAUGCUCGACGAAGAAACGAUGUAUCCAAAUUCUAAUGACGACACAUUUCUGGAACGUCUGUUUUCUUCCUACGGAGAUCGUGAAAGCCAAACCCUAGUUCGACGAGGAGCUGGAACCCGACAGUUUAUUCUUCAACACAUGCAAGGAACCAACCCCGUACUCUACAGCUCAUCCGGUUGGCUGAAGGGAAGCCACGAGCACCCGUCGACCAAGUGUGCAAUCAGCGUCCUCCAAGACAGUACCAAGACGGAGAUUAGCAGUCUCUUCACCACCGGAUUCGCCCGUAGCGGUGGAACCGUUUACUUUGGCUCGAUCGUGGGAACCGAAGGCACGCAAUCGCUUAGGCGCGUAUCCAGCAUACGGCGAUCCUUCACUUCUGCGGGCAUCAAGCGCAACUCGGUCAUGUUGCAGGUCAAGUUUACCGUUGACGGUAUCAUCGACACACUCAGACGUACCGGCACGCACUUUGUGCACUGUUACCUGUUGCUGCACAAUGCCGGUACGACGAACUAUAUGAACCUGAAUACCAAAGCAUUGCAAAACGACGACAUCGUGAAUGUUCCCCUGCUGAGAAGCCAGCUGCGAGGUUCGCAAAUCCUAGACUUUGCCCGCCUGCAUCGACUAGGCUUUCCGGUCAGUGUUCCGCUGUCGGAGUUUACGCGCCGUUUCGGGCUGCUUGCGGACGGAACGUUCGGCGAGAUUACCGUCGAGAACAUUCUGAACCACAACGAGAUUGAUCCGUCCGUGUACCGGAUUGGACCAAGUCAGGUUCUGUUCCGAUCGGGUGUGCUGAACCAGUUAGAGGCCAAACGCGAUGAGUUGCUGUCCGAUCGUAUCAUUCAACUGCAGUCGUACUGCCGUGGCCAUCUGGCUAGGAAACGGUUAGCGCAGCGGCGUGUUCAGGAACUCGCGGUCAAAUGCAUCCAACGUAACGUACGAGCCUUCAUGAAAGUCCGUGAAUGGCCCUGGUGGCGACUGUUAGUAAGGGUUACGCCUUUGUUGAACGUGCAUCGUACCGAGGAGCAGCUAAAGAUCGCGACCACUGAGUUACAGGUGCUGAAAUCCAAGCUGGAAAAAGUGGAAGGAGAACGCAACAGUCUCAAAACGGAAAACUCCAAGCUAGAAUCGAGAUUAUCCGAGAUGACUGCCGAAUUCGCGGAAGAACACUCGUCGUCCAACCUUAUCAGCGAGCGACUGGAAGCCGAGACGACGGAAAGACUGAGACUGGAGAAGGAGGUGAAGGAGCAUGAGACCAAGUACCGCAACCUGCAGGAAUCGUCGGAAAAGCUCGAGAUGGAGUUGCUCUGUGCCAAAUCCGAUUUGAACGGUGACCUGGACGAUGACCUUGAGGGGGACGAAGCCGGUGCCAACGCGUACCGGCUCAAGUACGAACGGGUCGCCCGCGAGUUGGAGUUCACCAAGAAGCGUCUCCAGACCCAGCACGAGCACGAUUUGGAGCAACUGAUUGCGCUGAAGAAGCAGCUGGAGAAGAAGCUGGCCGACGCCUACGAAGAGGUGGAAGAACAGCGCCAAGUCGUAGGUCAGUGGAAGCGAAAGGCCCAAAAGAUGACCAACGAAAUGAACGACCUGCGGAUGCUGCUGGAGGAGCAAAACAGUCGCAACAAUCUGCUCGAAAAGCGCCAGCGGAAGUUUGACUCCGAGUGCCAAGCGUUGCAGGAUUCCGCCCGACAGGAGAAACAAGCAAAAGAGCGACUCACACGCGAGAAAGACGUACUGAUUGCCGAGAAGUUUACGAUCGAGCAGACGUUAUCGGACGUGCGGCUCGAGCUUGAGCUGAAGGAGGAAAAGUACAGCGCCCUGCAACGCGAGCUGGAGGAAAUGACCUUUGGCGGUGGCACCGAGGAGGAGAUUGCCCAGUUGAAGCGCCAGAAGAUGGAACUGGACCGACGCUGCAAGGAGCAGGAGGAAGAGCUGGAUGAAAUGGCCGGUCAAAUUCAGUUGCUCGAGCAAGCGAAGUUACGCUUGGAGAUGUCGUUGGAAACCAUGCGUAAGGAUGCGAGGAAGGAAGCCCAGCAGCGAGAUGAUGAACUGGAGGAAGUGCGAGGCAGUUCGUACAAAAAGAUCAAAUCGCUCGAGUGCCAGCUGGAGCAAGAGCACGAGGAACGAACGUUGCUACUGAGGGAAAAGCAUGAUCUAGAGCGACGUCUCAACAACCUCGAGGACCAGGACCGAGUUGAGAGGGCAGCGGAAGAGGCCGCCUCCCAGAAGCUGAAACGCGAUCUCAGGAAGUACAAAGCGCUGCUCCGCGAUGCACAAAGUCAGCUAGAACGAGCCAAGUCCGACUCGGCUGGCAAGGCGCUGAUUCGUCAGCUCCGCAACCAGUUGGAAGACGCCGAAUCUGCACGAUCGGCUGCGGUGAAGGUACGCCAAGUGGCGGAAAGUGAACUGCAGGACGUGCAGCUGAUGCUGGAAGAAGCUCAACGGGCAAGGUUUGACUCGGAGGAACGUGCCACUGCAGCUCAGCGCGAUCGUGCUGAACUGCAGGCGCAGAUUGACGAGAACGAUGAAGAGAUGGCCGAGCUGAUGAAAAAGUACAGCGCCACCGUCAAACAGUUGAGCUCUGAACAAGCAAUGAUCACGGACUACGAACUGAAAAUUUCCGAACUCGAAUCGGAGAAGAAAUCACUUAAGGAGCAAAUCUCCGACCUCACGUCACGGUUGGAGAGUGUGGAAAACAUUGGCGAUUCCUCAACCAGCAUCCAGUUUAAGCGGCUGGAGCUACGAACCAAAGAGUUGGAAUCGCGGCUGGAGUUUGAGCAGGCAACGCGUGCCCGCAUGGAAAUUCAGCUGAAUCGCCAUAAAGAUUCCCUGGAAAAGGCCCAGAGUGAGAUUAGUCAAACGCGAACAAAGGAAAUGCACGCCCAAGAGGCACUCAAGAAGGCCCAGAAGACGAUUCGGGAGUUGCGCGAGGAGCUUCACCUGGUGGCGAACAAGGAGCAGGAAAGCCUCACCAAGCGCAAGGACCUCGAGAAGCGGCUGGAAUGCGUGGAAGCGGAAGCUGCCUCGGCCCGGGCCGACCUCCGGCUGGCGCUGCAGAGAAUUGCCGAUCUGCAGCAGGCGAUGGAGGAGGGCGAUUCGUACCACUCGGAUAGUGAAAACAGCGACAGCUCGAUCGACUCAGUCAGCGAGGUGAACUACCACAGUCCGACGAAGAUUUCGUCGCUCAGGGCGAGGUCGGGCGAAACGAACGGCACCGGUACGAACGGAAGCAGCACAACGCUGUGCAUCCGCGAGGAAAAAGAAAAUACGCCAAGGAUAAGGUACAAGUAUAAGCCGCGAGGUCUUCGCCGGAGACGUCUUCCGUUCACCAUCGCCGAGGAGGACGAAGCGGAAGACGGUGUGAGGCCGUGUGAGGAUCUGGGCAACGAUGACGCUUCCCAGUUGGAUAGUGUGAUUGAGUCGAUCAAGAGUGCGAUCGGAGACGAAGUGGAGGAGGAUGGGGCAGAUGACGGGGAGACGAAUAAGGUUCCUCCAGCGCCCAAAUAUACGGGAGCUAUCAAGAAGACGGUGAUUGGUAAAAGUCCAGUCUCGAUAAAAGACGAACUGGAGCUGAGUGAUGCGAACAACAAUGUGAUACCAAAAGGGCAGAAUAAAACGCUGGAAUCGACGAUCGUCGCGGAGAUUGCCAAAGCGUCGACGGUUGUGGCGGAUCACUUGAACGAUGAUUCUCGGUUCGAUUUGACUGCAUUAAAAUCGAUCAAAGAGAAGAUAAAAAGUCUGAACAACAGUCUUAAGGAGGAGGCAGCGCAGGAACGCUGCUGCAAGUAUGAAUUCCCGCCACCACCGCCGAUUGUGCUGUCGGCAUCUCAAUCAAAGUUAGAGUCCGCUAGAAUUCCGGACAAAGCGACUAACGAUAGUUUUAGUAAGCUUGACCAGAUCAGUGCCGAGCUUAACCUGGAAGGCAUUCGAUCCAUGAAGGAAAAGAUUAGGAAUCUGAAGAAACGACUUCAGGAUGAGUCCGGAUCAUCGGAGGAGCCAAUCAACAAGGCUCAGAUUGCCAGCGAAAUUGUUGAGAUGAAAAAGACUCUGACUUUGACAGCCGCAUUUAUUAACAAAAGCUCGGAGAAGCUAUCACUCAGCCGGUCGUCUUCGCAGAAGGAGGAAAAGGCGCCCACUUUGGCUCCGCCAACAACGAAUGGGCACUCCAAAGAGACGUCACCUGCCCUGUCGUCUGGCAGCCGAUCUCCAGUACGAAACAACUCGACACCUAUCGUGCCACGCUCGCUUGCUGUUGCUCAGGUAUCGAAUGGUGUUCCGCGCGGCGCCGCAUUCGAGGAAAGCCGGUUGGUGUCUUCGCUAGAACAAGGUUCGCCGCCGCCGCCACCACUACCGGAGGAGGAGGUGAAGACAGCGCCCAAAGAAGAAGACGCUGCAGCUGCUGUAAAUAACUCGCCGCCGUCUAGUGCUUGCAGCAGUCAACCUGUGGAUGUGUCUAAUCUAAUAGAACAAUCGCCUUUGCAGUGCGAAGCCGGCUCUUUACCUACAACUUCUGGAAGUUGUGAGGAGACUGAAUGUAAGGAAGAGAAGAUGAUCGUAGAAGGAUCGGAACAGGAUUUGCAGGAUGAACCGGAGGUCGUCGCGAAAGAAUUAUCUGAAUCUUUGUUUUGCUUACCGGAAGCUAACACUUCUAGCGAAGCACCUUUUGCUUUGAAAAUUACUCUCAAUUCAAUCAAUACCGCGAAAGCAGCUGAACUCGCAGAAGACCACACAAAUAAAUGUCUGGAAGAAAAUGCAGAUUCAACGAACACUGCCACAGCUACUGACUUGAAAAAAGAAGAAGAAGACUCCAAUAAAAAUCCUGAACUGAACAAGGAUUCAGCGAACAGCAGCAUGGUCGUACCAGAAGAUGUGAAGGUGGACGAUGAAAUCAAAAGCAUUGAAUUUGUGCCCCCGAAUACUUGCUUCAACAUUGAAUGCCGAACAUCGUCGACAGUUUGCAAGUGUGAAAAUAUCGAGCAAACCAUAGAAUUGCUUGUAAAGUCAAUGGAGGUUCAUCGAGAUGAAGGAAGUGUUGUUUCUGAAGUGACCAGUCACGAGGUUCUGCAAGAGAAAAUAGACGUUCCAAAUGUUACUUCUCAAGUUUUGAUCGUUCAACAAGAAGCAACUGAAGAAUCAAUAAUUCCUAAGGAAAUGGUUUCAACUGGGGAAUCUGACGAAAUAGUUGUUCCAAUCAAUCAACCAGCUGAUGUCGAACAGCAACUCCCUGUCACCUUAGUUGCUAGCAAUACGGAUGAACUGGUUGAAACUGUUCCUCCCAUCGUCGCAAAACAAACUGAAGAAGUGCUGUCCAUCGUAGACGAUUUAGAGAAACCUUUGCAGAUUGAAAAUUCCAAUGAAAUGAUCAACACUGAUGUACAAUUGAUUGAAAAUCUGACCGAAAUAAAGCCACCGGAAGAGGUAAAACAACAGCCAAUGCCAGAGGAAGUUAUCCCGCAUAUAGAUGAAAACAACAACCAAGAUAAACCAGCUCAACAAGUGCCACCACCAACAGCCAACAAAGAGACCAAAGCAACGUUAAAGCCCAGCAAAAGCAAACCCAACUGCCAUCAUGGUUCCCUCAAACGGAACGUUAAGCCCGAUAACAGCAAAAUCGGCUUCGGUUCAAAAUCCAACCCAAGCUCGCGCCGUUCGUCGUUGUCGUCGGAGCACGGAGCGAAACCAGCAAACACAAUCUUCACGGAUCUGGCCAAGGGUGGAAUCUGCCCGGCCGAAAAGAAGCAGGUAGUUGAAGUUGUUCCCCCACCAACCCUUUCGAAUGUUGUCCCCACUGAAGAAGACAUGUCCAAGAAUCAAGUAAGUGAGCGCGCUUUAGUAGAGUUUGACUGUACCAAUGAAAGUUCUUCUUGUUGUUCCGUUGUUGCGCCGUCGGCUGCAGUGUCUACUGAUGUAGUAGUAGUGGCACCAUCGAAGGGAAGCCCGUCGCCAAGGCCUCUCUCGUACGCGGAAAGUUUAAAGAAGGCACGAUCGCCGCCAAAGGUAGAACCGUGGGUGGCGAUCAAGCAAGAGUACGAUAAAAAGGCUGCGGCGGCCAAAGCCAGGAAACAGCAGCAGCAGCAACAGCCACGUGUGAGACACCCAAGUCUGGCUCGGAACGGAAGUUCCAGCUCGAUUCCGAGGGAUGGCAGCGUCACCAUCCGGCAGAGCAAAUCGGCGACGAAAGUUUACGCCAAGGACGCGAAUCUCUCAUUGUCGCUGCCCAGUGGAAAACCAAACGUGGAACCGACCACCACAGCUGCCAAGCCAGCAACACAGAAUCGUAGCAAAUCUGGUCAACGGAAUGGAACGGCGCAGCAGCUUGUCGCAAAGGAUACCAACAAGUCCAAUUCAAACUUGGUGCAGGAUAAGAAGCUGCGCGAAGCAAAGGGACAAUCUCAACAAAGCCAUCAGCAUCAUCGCCAAAGUCGACAAACGACGGCAAGCAACAGCAGCAGCAACAAGAAAAAGUGAAGUGUCUAGCGAUGCCGCUUCACUGCGCAACACUGGUUCAGCAAGAAUCACACUGACGACGUCGUCCUCGGGCUCGGUAACAUCGUCCCGGUCGCCCACGAAGGAACGCAGCGAAAGCCGGGCCAGCAGUCGGAUCACCAACGGAGACGACAGCAACGGAGAGUCUUCGUAUGCUUAAGUCGAC